Messenger RNA from Symbiodinium sp. CCMP2592, 2298 nucleotides. NCBI's taxonomy places the organism in Eukaryota, Dinophyceae, Suessiales, Symbiodiniaceae. The record is from the annotation of a GenBank genome assembly.
AUGGCUUUGAGCCCUCGCCCCGGCCUUUGGGCCACGUGCUCCCAAGCCCUUGAAACGGCUUCCGUGUCUAUGGCCGACCCACUGGUUCAGCAGCAGGCUGCAGAGGGUGCGGUGCUUCGAGCUGGGGCCGCGUUCGUGGCCUACCCGCUGGACGUUUUGAAGACGCAGGUUCAGUCGGGGCACCCGCGAUACAGUCGGCUCUCCAGUCUUCCCUGCUUGAUGAAGGACUACAAGCUGCGGAUCUUUCGAGGCUACCCCGGUGUGGGGGCGAACUCCUUCAUCAUGGGGGCUCUGAUGUUCGGCGGCUACCGGUUCUUCGACAACUUUUGGGCCUUGAACAAUGUGCCGGACUACUGGCGACCAGCGCUGGCAGGUGCCAGCAUCGGGUCAUUGUGCGGCUUCGUUGCGACACCACUGGAACAGAUCAAAACCAUCAUGGCCCUGCAAGAAUCCUGGUUGAAGGAGAAGAAGAUCAAAACCAGGAUCUACUCAUCCGUUCUGCAGGGAGCCUAUGAGGCUCCUUUGAGGCUUAAGUUCUACGCAGCGACUCCCUUGGUGAUCCGCACCUCCCUCUUCGAUGGUCAGCUGUUCUUCUACAACAGCCGGCUCAGGGAGUGGGUCUCCCAGGACGGAGUCGCCUGCUCCUCUGGCACGCGGUUCUUUGUCAGCACCGUGGGCUUCAUGUUCGCCGGCCUCAUCGCGGCCACGGUGAACUAUCCUUUUGACCGGGUCAAGGGGCUGAUGAUGGGAGAGGCAUACCAGGCCUCCACCGGCGAGGUGGCGCAGCACUCCACCCUAGGCACCUUCCGGUCCAUCUGCCAGAAGCACGGGAUCCUCGGGCUCUUCCGCGGCCUUCCUACCAGGUCCAUGUUGCACGGUGUGGUUUGGUGCUGCGUGGGUUUGGGGCGCGAGGUCCUCGCCAGCAAGAUUUCUUCACUCUCGGUCCUCUUUGUCUACUACCUUAGGUGGCCCUUCUACUUCUUCUAUGCAGGAUCUCUGCUGCAGUCCUUCGUUCCGACCGGAGUUCUCUUCAAUAUCUGGGCCAUGGACAUGACCGACGAGGGUGUGGCGCCAGAGAGCACUUCCGACAUGUCCUACUGGGAGUGCUGCAAAAGACUCAUCCAAGACCCUACAUCGCGGACAGUGCUGAUCCUCGUGCUCGUAAGCAGCGCGGUGACGCGAGGCACUGCAGAUGUCAGCGGCCAAUACAACAAGAACGUCUUUGGGAUGACCUCGAGGCUCCGGGCCACUUUCACCUUGAUUGGGGUGGCCAGUGGCCUCUUCUGUAACCUGGUCCUCCUCAAACUGAUGAAGACAAGGCUGAGCACCAAGAGGCAAGUGCUGAUCUCGAUGUCCGCCGGCAUGGUGAGCGUCUUCCUGAACUUGGUCGCGCGAUCCCUGGGCCCUCUUUACGUGGCGACGGCCCUGACUGGCCUAACGAGCCUUUUGGGGACUUUCGUCAACGUGCUGAAGGUCAAUGUGGCGCAAACGUCCGGAAUGCCUGCUGGUGCCGUCGUAGGUCUCUUUGAGUCAGCGAGUGAGCUCAUGGCUCUGGUCGGGCCGCCCUUCUUUACCGCCAAGAAGAUGGCGGCGCUGGAGCGGCGCAUGCGAGAGGAGAUGCGCGGCCAGCUUUCCUCGCUGUACCUGCGCCUUCAGAUGGUCGAAGAGAAGAUGAGGAUCGAAACUGCAGCAUGCCCACAGGCCGAUCGAAUUGACGUCGCGGAGGAGUUGGUCCUCCCGGGGAGUGUGAUGCAUGCUGUCGUCCCAAGCACCGUCGUGGACGCCAAGAGCCAGAAGGGCGACAUCGCACCCAGGACACCUGUGUUUGAGCCACAUAUCGGCGAGAUGGAGGAGGAAGACCAGGACGAGGAGCCCAUCCCCUUUGCGGAAACUGUUUGGAACGUCGUUCUGGUCCUGGGAUCCACGGGCGCCGGGUGGAUUGACCUUUGUCUGACGAUGCUCCUUGCAGUUGGGAGUAUCAUGUUACAGUUCCUCUUUGUUUUUGUCCUCGUCAGCGAAGACUUCCUCGGCGGGAGCUUCGAUGCCGAGAUCGCUGCGGCGAGAACAUGGAGGGCAAGCAUCGCCCACGACGCGAAGUACAGAGAUCUCUCGGGGACCAGUUUGGCCUCCCGCGUCUGCAACGGAGACUGGGCUCUUGUCAAAGAGUCUUAUUUAAGUUACCUUUAUUUAAGUUACCAUAAUAAGGAAACCGUAUUAUUUACUAUAGAUCCCUGCUAUGUAAACUAUGGCACCCUUACUCAGGAAACCAUACCAUUUCAUUAUUACAGACCUCAAUAA